Caenorhabditis sp. 36 PRJEB53466 is the source of this 2789-nucleotide messenger RNA. Lineage: Eukaryota; Metazoa; Nematoda; Chromadorea; Rhabditida; Rhabditidae. The record is from the annotation of a GenBank genome assembly.
AUGAGAGCGCCAGGAGCUGGAGAUCCGGGGAAACAGAACGAAAAAGAAAAGGACUCACUUCAGAAUCAGGUAUUAUUUGUCACGAGCUCGGUAAAUCUCUGUAACCUUUGCGAAAACUUUAACAAACUUUUGUGCAGACUUAUGGCUACAUGCGCAAGUUGUACGUGCCAUCUGAAGCUUCGUAACCUUUGCGAAAAACUUACAGAGGUUUGUCGAGAUAAGCUUUGAAAUUACUGGAAUCAUUCUUCUUAUUAGUAAAAAAUCUUCACGGGUUUGUCUGUUUGUUUUUCAUUUCUCCGAAGGACCAUCACCACUUUUUCAUUUUUAACAAAAGUAUUGCGACUGAUAGGGUUGCAGAACAGGCGCCUGUUUUCGCCUGUUUUGCAAAAUUACCACGUUAAAAUUGCAAAACAGGCGAAAACUCUGACGAAGAAAUUAAAAAAUGAACACUUGAACUAUCGAACAAGCGGCCUAGCAGCUUCCGAGCGCCAGCUCGCCCACCUAGUACCGUUUAUUCAAGACGAUAUAUCUCAGCUGCUGAUGGGCAUACCAAAAAGUUGUCAACUAAUAAAUUUCUUAUUCAAACAUUUUGAAAAUUUUAUAAGUUUGCAAUUUUUCGAUAUUUUCACAAGCAGCUAAGAUACAUCGUCUUUAAUGGAAGGUUUCCAAACCCAACUUUUCAGAAGUGCAAAAUUCCGAAACUCGACAUCAACGGCACCGAAGUCAUUAAUUUCUUCGAGAAACACGAACCACUGGAAUGCCAAUUAAAGGGACAAAUCGAACCGAAUUGGGUAUUUGUGGACGAGCACAGCGUCAUUCGAUUCACGCAGAAACGGAAGAGCGCAAAAUGCCAGAUUCAGUACUUUCGGAGAGUGACCGACCAUGAAAAUGAAUACGGAGAGAAGUUGGAUGUGAAAGGUACGGGAGCUAAAUUGAAGUAUUCAAUUUUUGUUAUUGUUGUUACAGAUGGCGAUAAAUUCAACGGAGGGGACUUUGCGAUUGUCACUUGCUGGCACGGAUUCUCCAAAUGGGAUCAUCUUCUCUGGCACGUGAAUCGCAAUGAAAAAGCGUAUGCAAGAGCAAAAACCAAAAGACAUGAGAAUGCACAGAACCCGAAGAGGAAAUCGUAUAAUAUCUACUUUUUGGGGUAACGUUUCCAAUCAUUACAAAGUUUACAAGAUUCUGUUCAGAUUUGACUCGCUCUCGCAGAUGUCAUUCCGUCGAAAACUGCCAAAAACUGUGAAAUUCCUCGAGGAGACCCUUGGAAGUACGGUUCUGAACGGCUACAACAUUGUCGGCGACGGCACUCCGCAAGCUUUCAUUCCCAUUCUGACGGGCAAAACCGAAGAGGAGCUUCCGUUGACUCGGAAACGAUUCUCGGAAGCCAGCUACUUGGACGAGGUGUAUCCGCUGAUCUGGCAAAACUUUUCGGACUUCGGAUAUGUGACCAUGUUUGGAGAAGAUAUGUAUAUGUACUGUAGGUUUCACAUAGUCAGCAGGCAACUAUCAUAAUUGAAGUUGUAGCGACGUUUUGCUAUCGGCUCACAGGAUUCCGGUAUCAACCGACAGACCAUUAUCCGAGGACGUUCUUCUAUGAUGUGGAACAAACUUUCGGCUAUCCUGCCAGGUGUCUCAAUGCUGAGCCUCUUCAUAAUGUAAUUCCGAUUUUCCCAACUUCUUGAACUAUACAGCCUUUAGGUUUGGCUUCGAAACUGUAAACAGUUCAUGAAGACUUAUGAAGAUGUUCCUCGCUUUCUUCUGAUGCACCAAGGCCUUCUCUCCCACGACGACAUUAAUCUGGUAGACGUGGAGGACGAGGAUCUGUCGGCCCAUCUGAAGCACAUGAACGACGAGGGGAUGUUCGACGACUCGCUGGUGAUUGUGAUGGCGGAUCACGGACACCGAUUCGCGAAGCUUCGGGAGACGCACCAGGGCCAACUCGAGGAAAGAAUGCCGUUCUUUUCGAUCGCACUUCCGAAACAGUUGAGAGAAACGGCGAAGGGUGCCGAGAUGGAGAGGAAUCUGAGGGAGAACAAGGAGAAACUGACGAGUCCGUUCGACAUUCACGCCUCCCUUCUCGACAUUCUCCAGCUGUCCGAGUUGAAGAAGGAGCAAGUGGGUCAGAUGCAGGACGCGAAGACGACACGAUCAUUGUCAGUGUUCCGACCGAUUCCGGCCGACAGAACGUGCGCGCAGGCGGGCAUCGAAGCCCAUUGGUGCACGUGUCUUUCGUGGCAGGAUGCCAUGCAGACUCAGGAGGAUCGCAAGUUGACCAGGAGGUAAUGAUGGAAAAUGGGACGAGUUCUGAUUUCUAUAUUCAGAAUCGCCAACGCCGUCGUCCGUGAGAUCAACAAGGAGCUGGAAGUGGAGAAAGAGUUGUGUGCCAGACUUUCCCUCGCUAACGUCAUCAAUGCCAAAAUGUGAGUGGUGCAUCUGGACAUGGAAUUCCCCAAGAACACAACGUCAGGUUACUUCCCGACAAGACCGUCCUGGCCUACAAAAACGUGAUGGACACUGACGGUUUCGUUCCUGAUCUCUCCGGCUCAACCGAGUCCGCGUUCGCUCACUACCAGCUCAAGUUCUCCACCUCCCCGGGAAAUGCGAUCUACGAAGUAACGCUGUUCUACGACGCGGUUCGGAACGAAAUCAAACUGGACUUUGGCGCCAUCAGCCACGUCAACCGAUACGGAGACCUGCCGCAUUGCGUCAUGGAUAAUAACUUUUAUAUUGCCACGUUUUGUGUGUGCUAUGAUAAGAUUGAGGUCAAGGACGGAGCGGAAUGGAAAUGA